GAUAGAGAUGGCUGCCUCUUGUUAGUGCUCUGUGGUCCCUGUAUUAUCUUGAUUAAAUUUGGAAUGAUUAGAUAGCCAAAAAAAUUCAGAAAAGUACUUGGGAAGGGACUUAAACUCCAUAGCCAAACAUCUGCUAAGUAGAACUUCACUGCUGAUCGUGAAGCUACGAAGUCAGUGAGAGGAGACCGCCAUCCCUGUAGCGCUAUACUCAUAUCUGGCUAACAGUAUCUCAGUUGAGCAGACCGACGCAGCCUGUUUACACAAUCUCCCCAGCACCUGAUCACACAGUGGAGGUCGAAUCGAACAUACCUGCUGUGCCGAGUGUCUUUCUCAAGGAGCCGCGAACAGGCUAGAUGCUACCGGGCCGCACCCACGUGGCCAGACUGAGACGUCAGAAGAGAAGGCCUCAAGACCGGGGAUUUCGUUUGGAUGCACCUGACCUGAGGCGACCAGAUUUUCUGGGUUAAGCAGCAGCAGAUCGGGCGGCUUUCGGACGUCACAAUCCAGUGUCCGGAGAUCCUCCUCAGACUGAUAACCAAGGAGAGUCUCACUAUCUACACAAUAGCUCAGAGUGUGGCACCUGGGUUGGACAGGAACCAGAUGGCUCUGUGGUUGUUGGUGCUGCUUAUGAUGGCUGUUAUGUGACUGAGCAGGAAGACACCUAUCUAAUGACCAUUCUUCUGAAAGAAGCCCUACUUGAUGGAGAGAUUCAGCACCAUAAAAAGGAGCUUAAAUGUCCAGUCUUACCAGCUAUGGAUGCUCCCAGCCCAGAUGUUUGUGCUGCCAUUGCCAGAGGGGACAGGGUGUCCUGUGCCAAUGCCCCAGUAUCCAGAGACCUCUGUGAAAGCCUUGGGUGCUGCUUCACUCCUUUGGAUCCUAGUAUUUCCUGUUACUAUGGCAACAAAGUGACUGCACAAUGUACAGCUGAUAACCAGGUUAUAGUUGCCCUCACUAAGGAUGUGACAGUCCCUCCAUUAAUACUGGACUCUGUAAAUGUGCUGUCUGUGAACACAGCUACUUGCAGUGGGUUGCAAAUCACCAGGAACAACCUCUUUGCUGUCUUCCAAUUUCCUUUGUCCUGUGGAAGUGGCCAUAUGACAGAUGUUAGUCAGAUUUAUGAAAACUUCUUUGAAGCAACGAGAUAUGUAAGGAACUGGCAAGGGGCAUCAAUCACUAGAGACAGUACAAUGAAGCUGACUGUUCGCUGCAGCUAUUCCAGAACCAGUGCUGUACUACUAAAAGUAGAUGUUGUCACCCUGCCGCCACCACCUCCUGUCUCCACCACUGGACCUCUUUCACUGGAGAUGAGGAUAGCUCAAGAUGUAUUCUAUGCCGGAUAUUAUGUUGAUGGAGACUACCCUGUUGUAAAGGUUCUGAGAGAGCCAGUCUACCUGGAGGUCAGGAUUCUGAGGAGAACAGACCCUAACCUGGUAUUGGUACUAAAUGACUGCUGGGCCACCCAAUCUACUGAUUCCUACCAGCAGCCACAGUGGCCUGUCCUGGAGAAAAGUUGUCCUUUCACUGGAGAUAAUUACCUUACACAGCUGAUUCCAGUUGCUGCAUCACAAACUUACCCAACACAUUACCAACGCUUUUCCAUCAGCACUUUCACAUUUGUGGAUGAAAGAACCCAGCUUUCUCUUGGAGGAUUGGUCUACUUCCACUGCAGUGCCUCUGUAUGUGUUCCAUCUAACUUUGAUUCCUGCAGAAGAACCUGUUCAUCAAGAAAGCGGAGAAUGGUACCUGUGGAGGACACCAUGACCAUAGUCACAUCUGAGGGACCCAUUUACUUUGCCAGUGCUAGCAUGGUGAAGGCUGAGGCACCAGGUGAUUCUGGUUACAAACCUUUAGCCUGGGCCAGAGGCACAGCAGUUACCGGAGGUGUUCUGUCCAUCGUUUUUGUUAUAGGUGUCUGGAAUUACAAGAGGAUUCACACCACAAAAAGUGAACAAGUAUAAAUAGAUAUAAAUAAAUAGUUUUCUACAAA
Molecule: messenger RNA, 1987 nt
Organism: Bombina bombina (fire-bellied toad)
Lineage: Eukaryota; Metazoa; Chordata; Amphibia; Anura; Bombinatoridae
Product: zona pellucida sperm-binding protein 4-like
Exons: 12
Coding region: 669-1958 (429 amino acids)
Biological process (GO): prevention of polyspermy; binding of sperm to zona pellucida
Cellular component (GO): egg coat
Molecular function (GO): acrosin binding; structural constituent of egg coat
Source: RefSeq, a predicted model, not a curated record